AUUUUCAGAACAUAAAUUCAGAGUGUUUCACUGAUUGUAAUAAUGUCUGAUGAGUUUGUUUCGGCAGUCGAGGGCGUGUCCAAGUCCAAGCGGAAGAGUGCUUACACAUCAUGGUUCGCGCAAGAGCAGUCCUGGUUGGAACUGGCAUGAAGAUGUAGGGACAUUUUCAAGGAAAAGUAGUGAGAGCAGUGUAGUAUCUGAAUAUGAGGCUGUAAAAGUCAGGAAGAACAAUCUAACUUCAACUAGAGUUCUUGCUAGACCUCCACUUCUUCUUCCUCCGGUUUCGUCAGGCAUGAGCUAUGAUUCUUUAUACGAUGAGACAUCAACGUCGUCAACAUCUCAAUCACCAGUUGCAUUCUCUAGCAGUGUUCUUGAUGGUGGUGGAUACUAUCGAAAGCCAAGCUACAUGAGCCUGACACAAUGUACUCAAGCCAAGCAGAGACAAUCAGGAUUAUCUUGCAAUGGAAAUGCAAGACGCAGUGCUGGUUCAAACCAGUGUACUGAUCUAUACCCACCAGGGAUACUAACAGGAAGACAUGUCUGGGCCAAGAGCCAGCGAAGCUAAAAGAGCGAGCAAUGCUGAUAUUUAUCAAGUGAUUUUCAACAGCCUGUUGGUUUAUAUUUGUCUUGCUUCGGCUUCGGGAACGGUUCCUGAGAAACUUAUACACGAACUAUAGAUACAGAAACAUCUUCUGUGUACUGUUUACAUAUAUAAGAAUAUUGAUUGGAGUUAUUUGAGCUUGUAAUUGGCUACUUAAGCCACUUCUCAAUAACUUCGAAUCUGAGUCGAUUUUGUUCUUCCUUGUCUGUAAAAUCUUCACUAUGGAUGCCUUUCAUUGUUUACUUGAAUAUUUUAAGAAUCAAAGGUGGACUUCCAAACAAAAAUCAAAAACAAAAUUACAAAAUAUAUGAGAAAA
Messenger RNA from Camelina sativa (false flax), 917 nucleotides. The record is from RefSeq and is a predicted model, not a curated record. Lineage: Eukaryota; Viridiplantae; Streptophyta; Magnoliopsida; Brassicales; Brassicaceae.